Molecule: messenger RNA, 2184 nt
Organism: Lodderomyces theae
Lineage: Eukaryota; Fungi; Ascomycota; Pichiomycetes; Serinales; Debaryomycetaceae
Gene: ZCF21
Product: Zcf21p
Exons: 1
Coding region: 1-2184 (727 amino acids)
Biological process (GO): regulation of DNA-templated transcription
Molecular function (GO): zinc ion binding; DNA-binding transcription factor activity, RNA polymerase II-specific
Source: RefSeq, a predicted model, not a curated record
AUGAUGGAUGUAUACGAAAGAGCAUUGAAGAACCCCGAUCCGCCUAAAAGAACAGGAUCACGUCUGAAGUCGUCGCUGAUAGAUGAUAGCGAGCACAAAGUCUCAUUUAUUCCCGGUGUACCUAGUAUUAGUCAGUUGCGUCAAGAGCCUAGACUCCUGCAUCCGAUUCAGCCUUUACCAGCACCCAUCCAUCUGCAACAGUAUUUAGCGACCGGUAUGCCUGCUUCAUUCCCCACACAGCAACAACAUGUUUUCCAACAACUGCAGUAUCCGCCACCACCACCACCACCACAUGCUGUUCCAACACAAUUUUCUCAGCAGCAACUACUUCAAAUAUCAACCACACAAGGAGGCAUGCAACUAGAUCGCGGAUAUGGAUCGAGCAGCUCGGUAACAAACAUCCACCAUAAUAAAUCACCUUUACUAGUGAACACACCCGAAGAGCGAGUUAAUCAUGACCAGCUGCAAGCUCAACUAAAACAGGAUAUAUCAUCGUCAAAGAAAAAAAGAAACUCACGCCGAAAGCAUCGUAAUUCGCACCUUGGAUGUGGUACUUGCAAAAAGAGAAGGAUAAAAUGUGAUGAAACAUUGCCGUCAUGUCUCAACUGCUUGAAAGGGAAACUACAUUGUGCUUAUUUGAACUUGGACAAUGGUGCCAGAAAUGCCUUGAGAAUGGCUCAGUAUAAUCAAAGUAUGAGGCAAGAGAGAUUGGAAGGUGGGAAAUUCGGUAAUGAGGAACAGGAUCCUCAACAACAUACCCUGUUGCGAGAGGGACCCCAACUUGUUCAACAACAAACUGAGCAUGGAACAAUCCUUGCACCGUCGGGUGUUGCACAAGCAUCUGCACCACAGAUGAUCAUGGCCAAUGGUGGCUCAUACAUCCCUAUGCAACAACAACAACAACAACAGAUGGGACAUUCAACGGCUAUGCCUUCAACAGCCGUUAUGCAGUCCCCACAAGGACCAAUUCCUCUAGUUCCAGUAUUGACCAGCACUGGUGCCGUUGUGUACGCGCCAACUUCCGCGGUACCUGCUCCUGGUCUUGGUCCAGUUUCGCAACAAUCCAACCCAAUUUCGCAGGUGCCAUUAACAAUGCACACGCAGCAGCAGCAACAGCAGCAACCGUUAUCUCAACCCCUCUUUUCACACCAACAAACUCCAAACUCAACACACGGCAGAACUCCUUCAAUAUUAUCAAAUUCGGGGCAGGAUUCAUCUUCUCAAGCGUCUCCAUUGCACGGAAAUCAGCAACAACAACAACAACAACAACAACAACAACAGCAGCAGCAGCAGCAUCAGCAGAGAUUGCCAUCACUUACUCCAAUUAUAUCUACAGCUGCAAAUGCUGCAACAUUAGCGUCACAAAGCAUACAGAUCAAACCACAACAACAGCCACAACAGCCACAACAACCCCAACAGCAAUCGCAACAGUUUUCUAAUUCUGAGAUAAAGCUACCACCAAUCCCUCUUGCUCCUAUUUCAGUCCCCAGUAUAAAUGUAUCCAAAUCAAACUCAACAUCUGUGUCACCCUCACUCAAAUCCGAUACUGAGUCAUUUCAAGCUGCCAAAUCAGCACCAGUAUUGUCCCCAAUAUCAAUGACAAACGCUGCGUCAUCCAAAGAUGAUGAAUCGAAAUCGGGGAACGGCAAGUCACCCGUUCUUCCAAGCAUUUCACAGAUGACGCAACAACAGCCAUCGAUGGGGGUUACUCCUGUAGGUACCAAUCUAGUGUCACAACAACAACAACAGCAACAGCAACAGCAAACACAAGAAGCACAAGAACAGAACAACGGUGAUAUUGAAGAGAGACAGAGACACGACGAACGUGAGCGUGAGCGUGAUCGUGAUCGCGUUUAUGCACGUUCUGAAGCCGGCACAGCAUCAUACUCUAGAUCUAGGUCUAGGUCACCUACUCGAUCGCAAUCACGGUCGAACACUUCCACUCCCCGAUCCAGUGCAGCAGCCUAUGAAGCAAGCAGCGUAGAUAAGAGUCACGUUGAUGGUAAUAAAUCCACAACUUCUACCCCGCAUUUCAUUUCCAAACUGGGAUCAGUAUCGAAUUUCGGUUCGUUAAGCAUCGGGGAAAAGGAAACCAUUAGUGUUGGUGCCAAGGGAAAGCUGAAGAUAAAGUUGCCUACUGGUUCUGAAGAGGAAAAGGUUUCAAUAUCGAAGUUGAUUACGUGA